Fibroporia radiculosa is the source of this 348-nucleotide messenger RNA. RefSeq lists its product as uncharacterized. The record is from RefSeq and is a predicted model, not a curated record. The coding region runs from base 1 to 348 and encodes 115 amino acids. NCBI's taxonomy places the organism in Eukaryota, Fungi, Basidiomycota, Agaricomycetes, Polyporales, Fibroporiaceae. The transcript has 2 exons.
AUGCCUCAAGUGAGCGCGUCUUGGUUCAUAGAUCAUUUACUGGUAUGUAAAUUCUCAGACGCAGUGCUCAACCCCUUGGAAUUCCUUAUCCUCAAUUUCCCCACGCAAUGGGGGAAGGCUACCGCGUUUGGUCUGAUCCUUGCUGCUCUUGUGCAACUCGUCCUAUGCCUCGAUCCUCCUGCUCAAUUGGACGACCCAAUAGGAGGCAGUCAACCGACGACACGCCCGCAUCGUGCAUCGAAAGUUGUGAUGCUGCGGACUAUCUACACUAGCGUUGAAUAUGGCCACGCAUCCCACUGCGGGACCGGGCUCGUGGGCACGCUGACGAUUACCCGCAUCGAACUCUAA